Messenger RNA from Drosophila virilis, 1724 nucleotides. NCBI's taxonomy places the organism in Eukaryota, Metazoa, Arthropoda, Insecta, Diptera, Drosophilidae. The record is from RefSeq and is a predicted model, not a curated record.
UCUAAUGAUAGAUUUGAUAUGAUAUAGAUUUUUGUUUCUCACUUCUCGCAGAAUCCAAACUUUUUCGAUGGAAUGCGAUUAAAAGAUUUUUUUGGUGAAACUUUAAGUGGUGUCCGAUUUGCUUUAAGCUUAUUUUCAAUGCUCUACAUAAAAACUUAAUGAAUACGUGUUGUAGCGAAAGCGCGAAAUGUCACCCACCAAAUGGUUGCCCCAUAUUCACCAAGCAGCGAUGGAUUUUCCAAAAAGUGCGAAACACCCCUCAAAUAAAUUUGAUCAAAGAUCUUUGAAAUUGAGUUUGAGGCCGAUCGGAUGAUAUACAAAAAAGUUUCAUACUUUGCGUUCUCGAUUUGUACUAUUCUCUCAUAUCUGCAAAAGAGAAAUGUUGGCAAGAGUAUUAAAUUUCGGCGUGCCGAUGAUAUCAUUACUUUCUCGAUAAUAUUAAUUUAGGGAUUCAUAUGUUUAUCAGGAAGAACCAUGCAUGUUCAAGAAUUUUAUUUUUAUUUUUAUGUAUACGUGGAAGCAUAUGGAUAAUAUUACAGACUGGCAAGUAUUAUGCACUAGCAAAAAUGUGCGUUGUAAAAGUAAACUAGCUGGAGUCAACCGGCUUAGAAAUUCACGGCUAAUUGGAGCAAAGGAAUUACCCCCUCCAUAUCCAAAUGGUUGGUAUGGAAUUCUUGAAUCAUCGAAACUUAAGGCUGGAGAAUCAACACAUAUGUCUUGUUUGGGAGAACAUCUUAUAAUCUAUCGAUCUCAAGGAAAUAAAAUUUAUAUUUUGGAUGCGUAUUGCCCACACUUAGGAGCUAAUUUGGGCAUUGGCGGUCGAGUUGUUGGGGAUAAUAUCGAAUGUCCCUUUCACCAAUGGAGUUUUAGAGGGAGUGACGGAGUGUGUACCAAUAUUCCAUAUAGUACUUGUGUUCCGCCGGCAACAAAAAUAAAGAAAUGGACCUCCACAGAAGUAAAUGGAUUUGUAUUUGUUUGGUAUAGUGUCGAAGGAUCAGAAAUUCCGUGGGCUAUUCCAAAAUCAGUCGAAGUUGAAAGCAACAAAUUGAUUUACCACGGGCGAAAUGAGUUUUAUGUACACUGUCAUAUUCAAGAGAUACCAGAAAAUGGUGCUGAUCUGGCACAUUUCCGAGCGAUUCACAAUGAUAACAUUGUAGCUGAAUGCCGCAAUCGAAAAAAAAAUCUUCUUCACUGGCUUGGAUAUCAUCAAUGGCAAGCAAGUUGGAGCCCAUUAGAAGACAGGCACAUAGCUGAAACAAGAUUAAAUCAUAUAUUCAAGUUAUUUGGAAAAAUUCAGUGCUUUUCAAUGGAUGUUAUCGGAAAACAGAUUGGACCCGCCUACGUUCAUCUCGUUUUGCACUCCCCCACAUUUGGAAAUUUUCAAAUAUUUCAAACCAUUACUCCAGUAGAACCACUAUUACAAAAAGUAGUACACAGAUUUUACGCUUCCCGAUUCAUGGCACCAAUUAUGAAGUUUUUAAUUUUUGGAGAAACCGUUAUGUUUGAGCGGGAUUUGAAUAUAUGGAAUCAUAAAAUGUACCGGAACAACCCUAUGCUUCUAAUGGAAGAAUCCUCACUAAAAAAAUUUAGGAAAUGGUAUGCACAGUUCUACACGGUAAACAGUAAAUCAUUUCAAUUAGAAACCAAUACAAAUUGGUAGCAAACAAAAAAAAACAACAAUUAUACCGACUAUGUCAAUAUCUUAAAAUAAAUUCAAAACUAUU